Messenger RNA from Psammomys obesus (fat sand rat), 685 nucleotides. RefSeq names its product FXYD domain containing ion transport regulator 1 (gene Fxyd1). Bases 4 to 516 code for a protein of 170 amino acids. Gene Ontology annotation, cellular component: membrane. Gene Ontology annotation, biological process: monoatomic ion transport; regulation of sodium ion transmembrane transporter activity. Gene Ontology annotation, molecular function: sodium channel regulator activity. The record is from RefSeq and is a predicted model, not a curated record. The transcript has 8 exons. NCBI's taxonomy places the organism in Eukaryota, Metazoa, Chordata, Mammalia, Rodentia, Muridae.
GAGAUGGGGUGGCCCAUGGGGGGAUGUGGCUCCUGGCCUCACCCCGGCAGUGUUGUACAGGACCCCUGGGUCGUUGGGGGGCGGGGGGAGCUGUUGCCAUGGUGGCCUGUGUGCAGCAAAUUCCUCCCGGGUGAAACAGGAGAUAUUUAUACCCAGCGUCAGGCAGAGAGCGGGCAGGCAGCCGAGCGCAGGAGAGCCGGGACUGUCUGGGCACAGGGAGACCACUGGUUGAGGGCAAUGGCAUCGCCCAGUCACAUCCUGGCUUUCUGCGUCUGUCUCGUCACCAUGGCCAGUGCAGAAGCUCCGAAGGAACCUGACCCAUUCACCUAUGAUUACCACACCCUGCGGAUCGGCGGCCUCACUAUUGCUGGGAUCCUCUUCAUCCUGGGCAUCCUUAUCAUCCUUAGCAAGAGGUGUCGGUGCAAAUUCAACCAACAGCAGAGAACCGGGGAGCCGGAUGAAGAGGAGGGAACUUUCCGCAGCUCCAUCCGCCGUCUGUCCAGCCGCAGGCGGUAGAACCUCCACCUGGCUCCGGAAAACUCCGCCAGGGCCCCCUCGACACCUGACACGUCUCCCCCCCAGCCGCUAGCCCGUGGCCACCUCCAGCGUCCCCCGCCCCAGCCCCGCCUCUCGGACACCCUUACGGCUCAGACCUCCAAUAAAACUCGGUUUUCCUUCCUGAUAA